Messenger RNA from Gossypium arboreum, 1363 nucleotides. RefSeq lists its product as uncharacterized. The transcript has a single exon. The record is from RefSeq and is a predicted model, not a curated record. The coding region runs from base 270 to 1241 and encodes 323 amino acids. NCBI's taxonomy places the organism in Eukaryota, Viridiplantae, Streptophyta, Magnoliopsida, Malvales, Malvaceae.
CACAGAAAACUCAAACAGCGGUGGGUCACCAUAACGGUCCUACGCAUCGGUCUUUACGUAACCUAAUCCUAUAAUUAUAAAACAAACAAGACCUUCACCAUGUGAUUGAGGACCGAAGAAGAUCGAAAUUCAGACGUGAGAUUGUCGGCUGUUUGGUCAAACAAUCAGAACCUUUUAUUGCCGCAACUCUCUCCCACUCCGCUUCGUAAAGAAAUUGAGGAAUUUCAGUUACUCAACAACAUUUGUGAGCAAGGAAAGAAAGUAAAAAGAUGGAAGUGGUGAAACCAAGUUCGCCGAUUCCUAGUUUUGAUUUCAACAGUGCUCCUCCUUCGCCCAGCCGAUUUGGUGAAUGUUUCUUCAGUGCACCCACCACUCCGUCAAGAAUAUCUGAGUUUUAUAGUGAAUUUGAUCGUUUGUCGAUCAUGAAUCAUAAUCAAAUAAGCAGUUCUUCGGCGAUUCCUUUUGAUUGGGAAGAAAAACCAAAAUCAGUAGGAAAAACAAAGAUCGAUGAUGAUGAUGAAGUAAAUUUCGCUUUUGAUUUUCGUCAGCCAUUAUUGGAGAAAACCUAUCAGCUUUCAGCUGAAGAACUCUUCGAUGGUGGGAAAAUCAAGCCCUUCAAACCUCCACAAGUUGUUGAUGAAUAUGAUCAGAAAAUCCCAUUUUUAUCAUCACAAGGGAAAAAGAUCAUCCAUGCUUUUUCACCAAGUAAGAAAACGAAUACAGAAGAUGGAAGAGGAAGAGGAAGAGAAAGAGAAAGAGAAAGAGAAAGAGUCCAUGAUAUGUUAUCAAAGAAUUCCAGCUGUAGAGCAACAAGAUCACUUUCUCCCUACCGAGUUUCUGAUGAAGAAGAUGAAAAUGAUCAUAUCAGCAGCAAUAUUAAGCAAUCAUCUUCAAAGGGUUCUUCUUCAAGAAAAUGGAGAUCAUUAAGAGAUUUGCUGCUGUUUAGAAGCGCAUCUGAGGGACAUAAUAGAGAUACAUUCAGGAAGUAUUCUUCAAGUUUUAUCAGAAAAUCUGAAGAUCACCAUCACAAGAGUUCAAGUUUUAAAUCCGUUGACUGCUCUGGGUCCGCAAGAUCUAAGAGAAAAGUAUCGGCUCAUGAGUUACAUUACACAACGAAUAAAGCGGCAUCCGACAAUAUGAAGAGGAAAACAUUCUUGCCAUACAAACAAGGAAUUCUAGGAAGAUUAGCUUUCAUUCCUGCAGUGGGAACACCUGCAAAAUCAUAUAACAAUACUAUGUGAUUUCAUCAUCUCCAUUUUCAAUUGUUUUUUUUUUUUCGUAAAGAUUAAUUAUCCAUUUCAUAGUUGUUGCUAUAAAAGUGUAGAAUUCAUGCGAAGAAUCAUAAUCAUAUAAAUUUUAAAAA